AAAACGUCUAUGGGAAUUUUUUAAAUUAAGUAUAAAUAGUCUGAAACAUUGUUCUUUUCAAAAAUAAUAGUUUUGUGAAGUACUUGGAAUAAGCACAUAAUUGAAAAUGUUUAAACUCGUGGUGAUUUUGGCAUUGGCUGUAACUGUUUUCGCUGGGGGAAAAGAGGAAAAAAAAUAUGGAUCAGGAAGCUUUGACCAACACGGUCAUGGUGGUGGAUUCCAACAAGGAGGACAACAUGGUGGUUUCCAACAAGGUGGUCAGCAUGGUGGAUUCCAACAAGGUGGAUUCCCACAUGGUGGUCAGCAAGGUGGAUUCCAACAAGGUGGCCAACAUGGUGGAUUCCAACAAGGUGGCCAACAUGGUGGAUUCCAACAAGGGGGCCAACAUGGUGGAUUCCAGCAAGGAGGGCAUGGUGGAAGUCAACAUGGACAUGAUCAAUUUGGAUCGCACGGUAGUCAACAUGGUCAUGGUGGCGGUCAGUACCAAGGUCAGCAUGGUGGUUCACAUGGUGGAUUUGAUCAACAUCAUGGUGGUUCACAUGGAGGUUUUAGCGGACAAGGACCACAUGGCCAUCAUUACUAAUGUAUUCAAUAAAAUUAAAUUUAUGUUCUUUUAA
Molecule: messenger RNA, 617 nt
Organism: Chrysoperla carnea
Lineage: Eukaryota; Metazoa; Arthropoda; Insecta; Neuroptera; Chrysopidae
Product: glycine-rich cell wall structural protein 1.8-like
Exons: 2
Coding region: 107-583 (158 amino acids)
Source: RefSeq, a predicted model, not a curated record